CGGCGGCGAGUUCGACAUGGAACUGAACUUCGUGAUCCAGGACGCGCAGAACAUCAAACACAUGCUGGAACUGCUGGACCACUGCCCGCCCAACCUCCAGGCGGAGAUCUGGAGCGUCUUCAUCGCAAUCUUGCGGAAGAGCGUGCGCAACCUGCAGGCGUGCACGGACGUCGGCCUGAUCGAGCACGUGCUGCACAGGCUGAGCCGCGCCGACACGGUGGUCGCGGAUCUCCUAAUUGAAAUGUUGGGCGUACUGGCCAGUUACAGUAUUACUGUUAAAGAACUGAAGCUGCUGUUUGGUGCAAUGAAGGCUGUCAACGGAAAAUGGCCAAGGCAUUCCCCAAAACUCCUAAAUGUUCUGCGUCAGAUGCCUCAAAGGAAUGGGCCAGAUGUGUUCUUCAGUUUCCCUGGCCGAAAAGGCUCUGCCAUCGUUUUGCCUCCCCUUGCAAGGUGGCCGUAUGAAAAUGGUUUUACUUUCACAACCUGGUUCCGUUUAGAUCCCAUUAACUCUGUAAAUAUUGAGAGGGAAAAGCCAUAUUUGUACUGUUUCAAAACAAGCAAGGGAGUUGGAUACUCAGCACAUUUUGUUGGAAACUGUUUAGUGCUGACGUCUAUGAAGGUGAAAGGGAAAGGUUUCCAGCACUGUGUAAAAUAUGAGUUUCAACCUAGAAAGUGGUAUAUGAUUGCUAUUGUGUAUAUAUACAAUAGAUGGACAAAAAGUGAAAUAAAAUGCCUUGUUAAUGGCCAGUUAGCUUCCAGUACAGAGAUGGCGUGGUUUGUUUCAACAAAUGAUCCAUUUGAUAAGUGUUAUAUUGGUGCUACUCCAGAACUGGAUGAAGAAAGAGUCUUUUGUGGCCAGAUGUCAGCAAUUUAUCUGUUUAGUGAAGCAUUAACGACACAUCAGAUAUGUGCUAUGCACAGACUUGGCCCUGGCUACAAAUGUCAGUUUCGGUUUGACAAUGAGUGCAACCUGAGCCUGCCCGACAAUCACAAACGGGUGAGUGAGCCGGCCGCUGCAGCCCCCGCCCCCGCCCCCUCACGCAUGCUGGACAACCACGCCUUGCUCUCUGUGUUAUAUGAUGGGAAACUGUCAAGUGCCAUUGUGUUCAUGUACAAUCCUGUAGCAACAGACAGCCAAUUGUGUUUGCAGUCUGCCCCAAAAGGCAAUAUUUCGUAUUUUGUACAUACUCCUCAUGCGCUUAUGCUACAGGAUGUCAAAGCAGUCAUUACUCAUUCCAUCCACAGUACUCUUAAUUCUAUAGGGGGAAUUCAAGUCCUGUUUCCACUAUUUUCACAACUUGAUAUGCCUUAUGACUGUGGUGUUGGAGCAACAGAUACCAAGAAAGACUCUUCACUGUGUUCAAAACUUCUUGGGUUUAUUUGUGAGCUUGUUGAGAGCUCUCAAACAGUUCAACAGCAUAUGAUACAAAAUAGGGGUUUCCUAGUGAUCAGUUACAUGCUUCAGAGAUCAUCAAGAGACCAUUUAACACUGGAAGUGCUCAGUUCAUUUCUUGGACUGACAAAAUACCUUGUGACAUGCCUGAGCUCCAAUAGUGAACUGCUUCUGAAACAGCUGCUGGACCAUGUGCUGUUCAACCCUGCAUUAUGGAUCUACACCCCUGCACCAGUACAAACUCGGCUCUACUCCUACUUAGCAACAGAGUUCCUUGCCGAUACCCAGAUCUACUCCAAUGUGCGCCGUGUUUCAACAGUCCUACAGACGGUGCACACACUGAAGUACUAUUAUUGGGUAACAAACCCACGUGCCAAAAGUGGAAUAACACCUAAAGGACUAGAUGGACCGAGACCACCACAGAAAGAUAUACUGGCAAUACGUGCAUACAUUCUCUUAUUUCUAAAACAGCUGAUUAUGAUUGGAAAUGGAGUAAAGGACGAUGAACUACAAAGUAUUCUAAAUUACCUCACAACGAUGCAUGAAGAUGAGAAUUUACAUGAUGUACUGCAGAUGCUUAUAUCAUUGAUCUCUGAACAUCCAGCUUCAAUGGUUCCUGCAUUUGAUGUGAAGCAAGGAGUACGUACUAUCUUCAAGCUACUUGCCGCUGAGAGUCAAUUGAUCAGGCUCCAGGCGCUGAAGCUCCUGGGUUUCUUUCUGAGCCGCAGCACACACAAGAGGAAAUAUGAUGUCAUGAGCCCUCAUAAUCUUUACACGUUGCUUGCUGAGAGACUGCUGCUAAAUGAAGAAACUCUGACUCUGCCAACAUAUAACGUACUAUAUGAGAUAAUGACAGAGCACAUUAGUCAACAGAUACUGUAUACAAGACACCCAGAACCUGAGUCACACUUUAGACUGGAAAAUCCAAUGAUCUUGAAGGUUGUUGCCACAUUAAUCCGCCAGUCUAAACAGACAGAACAACUUUUGGAUGUUAAGAAGCUGUUUCUAUCAGAUAUGACCUUGCUUUGUAAUAACAAUAGAGAAAACAGGAGAACAGUCCUUCAGAUGUCAGUGUGGCAGGAAUGGCUAAUAGCAAUGGCAUACAUCCAUCCAAAAAAUACAGAAGAGCAAAAGAUUUCAGACAUGGUGUACUCUUUGUUUCGAAUGCUACUUCAUCAUGCCAUUAAGCAUGAAUAUGGAGGAUGGAGAGUUUGGGUUGAUACUCUUGCAAUUGUUCAUUCAAAAGUCUCAUAUGAAGAGUUUAAGCUGCAGUUUGCUCAAAUGUAUGAACAUUAUGAAAGGCAGAGAUCAGACAACAUCACAGAUCCAGCUGUGCGCCAGCAGAGACCUAUUAGCACAAUCUCUGGCUGGGACCAGCAGCAUCACAUUGUUAAUGGCUACCACCACAGUCACCCGACAGUCUCCAGUUGGCAGUCCUCAGCAGACAAUAAGGACAUGGCUCCUGUGUGCAGCUGUGGUCUGGGAUCACCAGAGCAUGAGGAUACUGCCAAGUGUGGCAGUGAAGAUGAUAAGCAGCCAAGUGACAUGCUUUCCAUAGGUUCAAGUACAUGCAAUCUCUAUAGUGAUGUAUGCAAAGCGGAAUCAUCAUCACUCAACAUUGAUGACAACCACAACUCUGAUACAGAUAGACCAAAGUUUGAAGCUGGUGACAGACUAGAAGAAAGUUCUCCAACACCACAAAUGGAAGGCUCAUCCCAACCCACUGUAACAACAGAGGGUAGCUCAGAAGAAGCCCUCGUGUCUCCGGUUUCUGGUACAGACGGUGCAAGUGUAGACUUAGAUGUAUACAAGGGUGAUGAAGAGACCUCAAUAGAAGGAAUCAGUGGCAGUUGUGAGGAUAGUGGUGUUGUUGAAGGUUCUUAUAGUGAGGGUGCUGCUAAAGAUGUUUCAGAUGCGUGUGAGACAGCUCGUGAUGAAAAUGAGAAGGUUUUACUUUCUGAAAGCAGAGAAGAAAGUACUGAAAGCAGUGUAACAGAGAAUGUGGUGAGUGGUGUAGAUGUAGUAGAAAGUGUUAGUAAAGAUAUUGCUCAAAAACCUGAGGGAGAAAGUACUGCACAAGUGUUUGAAUUAGAUUCUUCCCAUCUUAGUUCAUUAGAGGCAGAUACUAGUUUUGAUGAAUUAGUGGAAACUAAAAAUGAAAUCCUCAAGAAAGAGUCAGAUGUUUUAGAGUUUGUUAGCAGGGAGAUGACAGUACAAGUUGAAAGGGAAGUUAUUGACAGUGACACAUCGGAAGCGUACUUGACACCGACUGACACUACUGAUGUGACCAGUGAGAAGAAAGAUAAUGAAGGUGAAGAAUCAGAAGAGCGACUUCAAGAGCCAAAAGAUAAGAAUGUGGAUUUGGAAGCAAAAAGUGACGUAGAGGGAAGAGUUGUGACAGAUGAAAGUGUUUUAGUAGUGGUUGAUAAAGAUAGUGCAGAUUUUUCUCCUCUGCGUGAGGAAGACAGGUAUCAGGAUGAUGUUUCUUGUGCUGCAGACAGUGAGAGAGACCAAGAAAAUAGUGCUGUCAGUAGUGUAGGUGCCAUUGUGAUUCCUAGUGUAGAAUCUGAACCAUGCACUCACAGUGAAAGUGAAGAACGGGUGCUCAGUGAAAGUGAAAGAACAGAUUUCUUAAAAUCUGAAGUGACGGACUUUCCAGCUAGUGACAUAAGCUGUCAAAAAGCUGAGGUAGAUGAUGUAAAAGUGACUGCUGCGUCUGACAGCUUAAAUAAUAAUUGUGAUACGUUAUCUCAGAAUUCUUCUCAGGUGCCAAAUAUUGUUGAAAGUGAGUCUAAUGAGAAUGGUGAUGAAAAUAAGGCCUUUAGAACUGUAGAUUGUGAGGUAAGUGAUAGGACUACUAUUACAGUGGAAAGUGAAAUAGUGCCUCCGCAAUCGAGCGAAGAAAUUUCUGUAAAUAAUACCUCAGAUGUACCUGCAUCCACUGCUGAAACGAAAGACAGUAUGGCUCGUGAACAGGUUGGAGACACUGUGUGCACUACUGCAAUCCCUACUUAUCAAGCAUCACCUCAAAAGCGGCCACACAGCUCUUCGACUUCGACACAAGUGGAUCCAGUUCAUUUUGAAACAAAACGAACAAAACCAUCACCAGUGCCUCAAAAUUCCUCUCGCCCCAUGUUUAGUCCUGGGCCAACGAGACCACCUUUUAGAAUACCAGAAUUCAAGUGGUCUUAUAUCCAUCAGCGUUUGCUAUCUGAUGUCCUUUUUUCUCUAGAGACUGAUAUUCAGGUUUGGAGAAGCCAUUCAACGAAGUCUGUACUAGAUUUUGUAAACAGCAGUGAAAAUGCUAUUUUUGUUGUAAAUACUGUGCACCUGAUUUCACAAUUAGCAGACAACCUCAUUAUUGCCUGUGGUGGCCUUUUACCUUUGUUGGCAUCUGCAACAUCACCUAAUUGCGAGCUUGAUGUAAUCGAACCUACUCAGGGUAUGCCUAUUGAAGUCGCUGUUUCAUUCCUGCAGCGGCUUGUCAACAUGGCAGAUGUUCUUAUUUUUGCCAGUUCACUCAAUUUUGGUGAACUAGAGGCUGAGAAAAAUAUGUCAAGUGGUGGAAUUCUUAGACAAUGCUUGAGACUAGUAUGUACCUGUGCUGUGCGAAACUGUCUGGAAUGUAAAGAACGCUCGAGACAGUUUCCAACACCCACUCCAACAACUGUCAACAACAACAACAAAGCAGCUCAUCUUCAGUCACUCAUUAGAGGGGUUCAGGCAUCACCCAAGAAUAUAGUUGAAAAUCUUGCUAGCCAGUCGAGCCCAGUAAAAGACCCAGAGAAACUCUUACAAGACAUGGAUGUAAAUAGACUGCGAGCAGUAAUUUAUAGAGAUGUGGAGGAGACCAAACAAGCACAGUUCCUGUCACUGGCCAUAGUGUACUUCAUUUCGGUGCUGAUGGUGUCCAAGUACCGUGACAUACUGGAGCCACCAGUCGCGCCACGGCCUCCCAGCCCGGGGCCAGGUCCAGUGCUGCGUAACGAUGGUGGUUCCCACCACAGCAGCAGUCCUCCAGAGACUGGAGCGAGGCCUCUCUUCCCACAGUGGUCCCAUCAUGUUUAUCCUCAGUUCCUUCCUGGGUCUCAUCCCAAUGCUGUUCAACAGCCUUUCCUUCGCCGUCAUCCUUUUUACAAAAAUCACAACAACAACAACAAUAACAACAACAACAACAACAACAACAAUCAUGUGCCAACUAGGUAUAGGAACUCAACCAUAAAUAAUCAAGCUCACCCUCGUGAAAUAUGCCAACAACUUUCUCAUGACGAUGGUGAAUAUGAAGUAAUAGUCGUAGAUGAAAAUAACUCAUCUGUCCUGGCUGACCACGACACUCAUUCGAGUGGACCACCAUCUCUUAAGGGUAACACCCGCUCGAGAACAUCAUCACACGCUUCCUCCCUUAACCAUCCUUAUGAUGUAGAGCCAGCAGAUGGUAUUCAGAGGUACACCAGAGCUCCUACAACCAACAUGCUUGCUAACAAGGCUUCAGGCUGCCAGAUGAUGUGGAAGAGUUAUGAUGGACUGGACUCUCAUUGUCAGAGUGGAGACUCUGCAGAAGACAGUAGUUCACUUCAGCUAAACACAACAGAACAUAUGCAAAAUGCAGAACACAGUGAUGUAAAUGCAAUAACAGAAGAUGAGAGGUCUACACCGAUUGUCAAUGAUGAUAGCUGGACUGAUGUCAACUUAAAUGAAGAGGGUCCUGAGAUAGCAUUGUCAUCUGAUUCAAUGCAUAACAACUUGCAUGAUGGACAUGAUAACAGUCGUGGUGAAAAGCCUCGUGCAGAAAUAUCUGUUGUACGUGUUCCGGAUGGUAUGUGCCCUACUCCUGCACAGAUGAGGCCAGAUGAACUGCCCAUAAAACCUAUGGUUGAACACUUGGCUGUGCCUACGCCAUCUCGAGAGGCUUCACUCACACAGAAGCUAGAAAUGGCUCUGGGCUCUGUCUGUCCAUUACUGCGGGAAAUAAUGGUUGACUUUGCUCCUUUCCUCUCUAAAACCCUGGUUGGAUCACAUGGGCAGGAACUUCUAAUGGAAGGCAAAGGUUUAACAACUUUCAAAAAUAGCAAUUCUGUUGUUGAACUAGUUAUGCUCUUGUGUUCACAAGAAUGGCAGAACUCUCUGCAGAAACAUGCAGGCCUUGCAUUUAUUGAAUUGAUCAAUGAGGGGCGAUUGUUAUCUCAUGCAAUGAAGGACCACAUUGUACGAGUGGCAAAUGAAGCAGAAUUUAUUUUAAACAGAAUGCGAGCUGAUGAUGUUCUGAAGCAUGCUGACUUUGAGUCGCAAUGUGCACAGACACUUCUUGACCGCCGAGAGGAAGAGAGAAUGUGUGACCAUUUAAUCACAGCUGCCCGCCGUAGGGACAAUGUUAUAGCAAGUAGACUUUUGGAAAAAGUUCGCAACAUUAUGUCCAACAAGCAUGGAGCAUGGGGAUACAUGGACCCACAAGCAGCAAAAAUGAAUGAAUUCUGGAAACUGGAUGCCUGGGAGGAUGAUGCUAGACGCAGAAAGAGAUUUGUCCAUAAUCCGCUGGGUUCAAGCCAUCCAGAGGCAACUCUUAAGGCUGCACUUGAACAUGGGGCUCCAGAAGAUGCAAUCCUGCAGGCAAGAGAAGAGUUCCAUGCACAGCUUGCAGCAUCCCGUGCACAACAGCAGCAACUGCAGUCUAAUGAUCUGAUGGAUGACAGUGAACUGCUAGCUGAUGACCGUGAUCUUGAUGUUGAUCUCACUGGUCCUGUGAACAUCAGUACUAAAGCAAAGCUGGUAGCACCAGGCAUUGUAGCACCUGGCAUGGUAUCUAUUACAUCAACAGAGCUGUACUUUGAAGUAGACGAGGAUGAUCCUGAGUACCGGAAGAUUGAUUCUGAGCGAGGAGGCCCGGUGCGCGGCUGCUGGCGCUGGUGCUUUGCAUACGGCCUACCUGUGUGGCCCGGCGGCGCCCCGCGUGGGCGGCAGGGCGGCCGCUGCCUGGCGCCCCUCUGGCGCCGCCCCCUCCCCCGCCCUCCACCCCCACCUCCCGCCGCCCCCUGCGGCGGUCCCGUCCCGGCUAGGAAUGCGGCGGAGGCGACCCGCCGCGAACCGAAUAUCAACGAGCGCUAUUAA
Molecule: messenger RNA, 7498 nt
Organism: Schistocerca cancellata (South American locust)
Lineage: Eukaryota; Metazoa; Arthropoda; Insecta; Orthoptera; Acrididae
Product: neurobeachin-like
Exons: 38
Coding region: 17-7498 (2493 amino acids)
Biological process (GO): intracellular protein localization
Cellular component (GO): cytosol; membrane
Molecular function (GO): protein kinase binding
Source: RefSeq, a predicted model, not a curated record